GCUCUGUGACGUCUCUCACCGGUGAAAUCCACCGAGGAGUCGGCUGGACUGACCGCUUCUCUGUCUUCUUCUUCGCCGGAGCUCAGAGCGGCAUCAAGGCAUCAAGGAAGCCCGACUGUCGCCUCUCCUGCCCGGCCGCGACGACCCGCUGACAGCAAGGACAGGACACCGAGCGGGGACCGCUUCUCCUCAGAGGAUGAUGGAUGUCACCCCUGUACCGACCAACGGCCACGGAGCCCGGUGGACACGGCGGAGGGGCAGCGGGGACUUCUGAGCAUCCUACCGGUCGUAGGAAACGGGCGACGGAAGCUUUUCCUUGAAUUUGAAUCUUUUUCCUGCAAUGUCACCACCAAGGAGAUGCGGCUGAGCCACCUGCUCCUCUGACCGCGUCAACUCUUCCGCACGGUUAAACGUUAGCUCCGGUAUGAGCAGAACCGGACCUGCCUGACACAUCUGACCGGGGAGAGGGGGUGGUGGCAGGGGGCUGGUGGGGACACGUUUGGAUUUUUGGAUGAGAACCGGUCACCGGGCCGGAUUCCGUGCGGAGGGACGCCGGCCGGAGCGGAGGAGGAGGAGGGAGGAGCGGCAGCAGCGGCUGCGGGCAACCGAACGGACGACCUCAUCCCCGGGGGGAGAGAAGCAGCGCGGCGGCCACAGGAGGAUGUGAAGAUGGGUUUAGUUUUCGGUCUCCUGUGGCUGUUUACCGGCUUCCUGCAGGGCGUGCACGGACAGGGCGUGUAUGCGCCCCCUUCAGUGCGCAUCGUGCACUCAGGUCAGGCCUGUAACGUGGAGGAGGAGCGCUACAGCGAGAGAGUUUACACCAUCAAAGAGGGAGAGACUCUGGAGCUGCAGUGUCUGGUGACGGGACACCCCCGACCUCAGAUUCGUUGGACAAAGACGGCGGGCGGAACCUCGGAUCGUCCGGGCGACUCGUCUGUGAUCAACGAAACUCUGAAGAUUGAUAAAAUCAGCCGCCACCAAGGGGGGCGCUAUUACUGCAAGGCUGACAACGGACUGGGAUCCCCCGCCAUCCGGUCCAUACGAGUUGAUGUCUACUACCUGGACGACCCGGUGAUAACGAUCCAUCAGAGCGUCGGCGAGUCGAAGGAGCAGUUCUACUUUGAGAGGACGGUGUUUCUCCGCUGCGUCGCCAACUCCAACCCUCCCGUUCACUACACCUGGAGGAGAGGCAGGGAGGUGCUGACGCAGGGCUCCGACUCCGGGGUGGAGAUCUACGAGCCGUUCUUCACACAGGGUGAGACAAAAAUCUUGAAGCUGAAGAAUCUCCGUCCUCAGGAUUACGCUGACUACACCUGCAUCUCUUCGGUCAGGAACGUCUGCGGCAUCGGAGACAAGAGCGCACACUUCGGUCUGAGCAAUAAGACAGCUCCUCCCUCCAUUAAGCUCCUUCUGGACGACCCCCUAGUGGUGAAUCAUGGCGAGACAAUCACUCUGGUGUGCGUAGCAUCAGGCGGAGACCCUCCUCCCACCCUGCAGUGGCUGAGGCCGGGAGGGGAGGAGCUCCCGAAGAGGAGCAUCGUUAAAGGCGGCACGCUCACCAUCCCCGGCGUCACCAUUGACGAGGGCGGGGCUUACAGCUGUAUGGCGUCCAACAACGUGGGAAACCCCGCCAAGAAAACCGCCAACUUACUGGUCAGAGGUCUGCGUAAAGGUCGUUUCUGGAUCACACCCGACCCGUACCACAACGACGACAACAUCCAGAUCGGCCGGGAGGUGAAGAUCAGCUGCCAGGUGGAGGCCACGCCCCCUGAGGAGCUGCAGUUCAGCUGGCUGAAGAACGGGCGUCCGCUGAGGAGCUCCGAGCGAAUGGUCAUCACCCACACGGACACCGAGGUCUCGCCUGGAACCACCAACCUCGACAUCAUCGACCUCAAGUUCACCGACUUCGGCACCUACACCUGCGUGGCCUCGCUGAGGAACGGAGGGAGCCCGGAGAUCAGCAUUGACGUCAACAUCUCAUCCACCACAGUUCCUCCAGAGCUGAGCGUCCCCAGAGGGCGCUCUCACCUCAUCGCUCAGGAGGGCGACACCGUGGACCUGCAGUGUCUGGUCUCAGGGAAACCCAAACCCAUCAUCCUGUGGUCGAGGGUGGAGGAGAGUGGGGCGGCGGCGGCAGCAGCAGCGACUGCGCCUCUGAUGCCGGACGGGUCGGAACAGAUCGAGAGCUACGACGGCGUCCUGAGGAUCAGCAACGUGACCCGAGACAUGAGCGGCUCGUAUCGCUGCCAGACGAGUCAGUACAAUGGGUUCAACGUGAAGCCACGAGAGGCACUCAUCCAGCUGGUGGUGCAGUUCCCCCCCGUGGUGGAGCCGGUGUACACAGAGAUCCGCCAGGCGCUCGGCCGGGCGUUCAGCCUCACCUGUCGCCUGCUGCGCGCUCACCCGGCCCGCCUCCUCAGGUACGAGUGGAAACUGGGGUCCCGCCUCCUCACCAUGGGACAGUUCAGCGACCAGCAGGACGACACCAACUACCAGGUCAAAGCUCUGAACAGAGAGGGCUACGGCGAGUACACCUGUGACAUCACCAACGAGGCCGGGGCCGGGCGUUGCACCUUCCUGGUCACAGGAAAGGCCUACCCUCCCGAGUUCUACUACGACACAUACAGCGCUCUGUGGCAGAACAAACCUCGAGUCUACGGCUUCAAGCUGCAGUGGACUCAGAUGGAGCCCAACGCCGUCGACCGGAUCCUGGCCUACAGACUCGGGAUCAGACAGAUGAGUCAGUCGCGCUGGUGGGAGCAGGAAAUCCCCAUGGAGGGAAACAUCCAGAAGGGGGAGCUGUUGACCUACAACCUGACUGAACUCGUCAAACCUGAGUCCUACCUGAUCCGGCUCACCCCCAUCACCCGCUACGGAGAGGGGGACGCCACCGAACGCAUCAUCAUGUACAGCGCUCCCGUGAACCCACAUCUCAGGGAGUUCCAGUGUGGUUUCGAGGACGAGGCGUUGUGUUUGUUCUCUCAGGACAAAACGGACGUGUUCGACUGGACGCGUCACAGCGCCGCCACACGAGACACCAAAUACACCCCGAACACCGGCCCCAGCUCCGACCACAACGGCUCCAAACAGGGUUUCUACAUGUACAUCGAGACGUCGAGGCCGAGGCUGGAGGGAGACAAAGCCCGUCUGCUGUCUCCGACCUUCAACAUGAACACCAAGAGCUCCGCCCCCUCCGUCGCCAACAGCCCCACCUACUGCUUCGCCUUCUACUACCACAUGUACGGGAAACACAUCGGAGCUCUGAACGUGCUUCUUCGUCAGAAAGGACAGACUGUGACCGACACCUCCGUCUGGACUCUGAUCGGUAACCAAGGAGACCGCUGGAGACAAGCCAAGGUCAACAUCCGCCCAACGGCAGCCUUCCAGGUGGUGAUAGAGGGCGUUCGAGGUUCUGGUAUCGAGGGAGACAUCGCCAUCGAUGACGUCACCAUCGAAGAGGGCGAAUGUAAAGACCCUCCCCCCAACAAUCUAAGGUCGCUCGCCCCGCCCACCUCGCCUCAUAUAUGGCAGCUGUGCAUCACUCUGAGUCUGGCUCUGAUUGGCCGACAGAGGUGACCCCCCCUCACUACGAGACGCCAUGACUUUUGACUCUUCUAACCCCCUCCCCUCCCUCUUCAUCUCUCCACCCCCCCCCCCCUCCCCCCCCCACAC
Labrus mixtus (cuckoo wrasse) is the source of this 3672-nucleotide messenger RNA. RefSeq names its product MAM domain containing glycosylphosphatidylinositol anchor 2a (gene mdga2a). Gene Ontology annotation, cellular component: membrane. The transcript has 17 exons. The record is from RefSeq and is a predicted model, not a curated record. Bases 670 to 3576 code for a protein of 968 amino acids. Lineage: Eukaryota; Metazoa; Chordata; Actinopteri; Labriformes; Labridae. Gene Ontology annotation, molecular function: protein binding. Gene Ontology annotation, biological process: cell-cell adhesion.